UAAGCCGGUAGUUUUGUUAAAACAGUGACCACACUAUCCACUUUCGCACUCUGACAUUUGUUUUUGCGAAGAAAGUUCGUGUUUUUACGAAGCACGUUAAAAAAAAAUAAAGGGUACCGGGUUGAAAAAUGCCGCUGAAAUAUUUUGUAUUCAAAUUUCUGUUUUGGUUUUGCACUAUUGCCUUCCCGCACGUAACCGCCGAAGACGACAACCUUCUGCCGAAGUUUUCCCUUGAACCAUUAAGCUUCGAGCAAUGCCGACUGCAGUUUACCGACUUCUGUCGACCAUGGCAACACCAUUACGAUUACUGCACCGGUUUCAAAGGUCUGGCCAUUCGGUGCAGUGGGCCCAACAUUUCCGAAAGCCAGCUAUCGGACAUAGCCACGGCUAUAUCCCAACCGCCACUGCGGGCGGUCCACGUCCAGCUUCCGGAUGGGGCGUAUAUUACUCCGUUCGCCAUGCGCCCUGUCCAAAAUCAGACGGUUAUGAUCGGGGUUGAAGACUGCGUGGAUGCACAGGUUACGAAACGACUAUUUCAUCUGCGACUGCAUAAUCUGCUACAACUUCGUCUGGAGAACUGUUACAACUUAGUACUAGACAAGGCGGACUUUCAGUGGAACCACCAGAUUCGGAUUGUCAGGUUCACCGCAACAACCAUCGCUUCGUUGGAAGCAGGGACAUUCACCGAUUUGCCGGCGCUCAGUAUUUUGUCGUUGGAGUUUUUUGGUCUGUGGGCUGGGGAUUUAACCCAGGAGCAGAAGGAUUACGCCCGAAGGCUCCAUUGUACAUGCGAGUUUGCCUGGUUUCGCCGCUGGCUGGAUGCGAAACCGACACUGUUGCGCCACGUCAAAACCGGUGAAGUGAUCAGGAUAGACGAAUCGUGGGAGAAUAUUGAGUCCACGCGCGAAAGCAUGUAUUUUCCAGUCGACUGCAAUCAGACAGAAAUUCCUAAUCCCGAGCAUAUGGAUUACGACAACCAGCGUCAGUUCUCCAUUAACGAACCGGCUUGCGGCUAAUGCGCGUGAUUACACUGGGUCACAGGCCAAGCAACUGCUAGCGUAUUAAUCUCUUUAAAUGCUGCUUGUAACUUGAAGCCACGGUUAGCGGUUUUGCUUUGAGGAAAUCUUGCUGCCGUGAGGAUUUUUUCCUUCCUGGAUAAACUAUUGACCUUUUGAGUACUAAGUGAAAACUCGCUCUUAAAUUUUCGUACGGGUUUAUACCGUUUAUUUCAAAUCCUUAUUACACUUCACCAAAGAUUAGAUGCUGAAAAAAGGACGUCUGCGGAAUACCAAUCGUAUACAUAUCGGACGAUGUGAUCGAACUCAGCCAAGUCAAAAACGAAGAACUUACUAGGCCAAACAAAU
Molecule: messenger RNA, 1364 nt
Organism: Paramacrobiotus metropolitanus
Lineage: Eukaryota; Metazoa; Tardigrada; Eutardigrada; Parachela; Macrobiotidae
Exons: 2
Coding region: 129-1016 (295 amino acids)
Source: RefSeq, a predicted model, not a curated record